GCACCGCCGAGGGAAGCAAAUCGAAACUCCUCAAUGAGUUCACCUUCAGAUAAAUAAGUUUGCCCCCCUUCUCAGAGGACUUAUUUUACUAGGUUUGCGUCUUGGCACAAUGAACGGCUCUCUGGACACUUAUUCCAAAGAGGAAACCAUUAAGUUGAAGCGAGGACCGGCAGGCUUGGGUUUCAAUAUAGUUGGGGGCGUGGACCAGCAGUAUGUAUACAAUGACAGUGGUAUAUAUGUGUCUAAAAUCAAAGAAGAUGGAGCAGCAGCGCAGGAUGGAAGACUCCAAGAGGGCGACAAGAUCAUCUCGAUAAACGGAUCUCAGCUAGAGGGCCGGUCACACAGAGCUGUGGUGGACCUGUUCAGGACAGCUGGUGAGGAAGUGGAGCUCUGUGUUAUGAAAAAGGUGCCCGGCCACAUGAACGGAUCCUCGGGCUCGGAGCCCGAACACCAGCCUCCUGUGUUAUUUCUGGGAAUACUGGGAGUGUUAGGAGCUGCCGCAGCUCUAUUAUACAUUUACAAACGGCACAUUUAGGAAGCACUCAUCUCAGCAGAUGAAUAUUAUUUUUUUUAAGAUCAGAAACCUUUUGCUAAAUGCCAAAGACCUGAAAGAGGGAACAAAGUGUGAAAAGUAGAUCUUAUUUUUGCGAUUAGCAGGUGUUGGUGUCACCGAGUUUUUCCUUAUUCAUGCAUAUUAAUAGUAAUAUGUGAUUAAUGGUAGCUUCUUGACACCAUUUCUAUGCAAAAAGCUGCUGUCUUACCACAGAGAACUUUUAUUAUGUAGCUUUAAAAUGGUAAGAAGGAGGAUGUACACAUUCCUGCUGCAGGACUGAGCUUCUCAGGCAGAAACAAAUGGCUGCUUGUACAUGCAAAACCAUUUCUUUGGAUAGAGUCUGACUGAUUUAAACCUGAUAAUUAACUUAUAAACUGAAAGUGUUUGGUUCAGUCACUCGUAGGCCUCUGGACCUCCAUCACUGAAUGGUGGAUCCUUCACAUUUUCACACUCAUGGGUUUGAUUUUCAUUUUGAACUGUUGCACAGAAUUACACGAGAAGCAGCAUCCUUAUGUGGUGUUUAUAAGGUGCUAUGGUAACUGAUUAAUGCAGUUAUUAAAAAGCUCAUGAUGGCUUUUUUUUUUUUUUUGAGUGCCUUUUUCCUCUGUGCAAAAUGAUGGAGGUGAUCAUGUUGCUUCAUUUUACUUUCAAAAUGAAAAUCCGACCCAUCCAUCCAUACACUAAUCCUGUAGAAAGACCAAGACCUACAAGGAGCCAGUUGUUGUCUUAAAUGUUUCAAAAAGGUAUCAGAUAUAUUAUUCAAUUUAAAGGCUCCUGGUCUCUGAAAUCUAUAGCAAAUGUUACUCAAACAGGAGGAAGUGGUCUAUUUCUUGGGGGUUUUCAGCUGCAGAUGAAUACACAUUCAGUGUUAAAGUGAGUAUUUCUGGGAGCAGGAAGUUGUGUGUGGAAUUAACAGCACUUGGCACAGCAGUGUAGCCUACUGAUGCAUUUUUAAUGAUUUUUGGAUAACAGUGGAGAGCCCUGUGGCACAGACAAGGUGAAAUCACCUAAUACCGGCCAACAGUUUAAAAAAAAAUCUAAUAUGAAUUCAGUACCUUUAAAAGAAACCCUUGAUCAGGUCGCUCAGGGUGAACCACUGAGCUGAAAUCAUGCCUUGAAUAGCUCAUUUCUCGAGGCUUACGCUCUCUCCCGAUUCCCAUUUGAGGCCAGUGCUUGUGAAGACCCUAAACCUCCUUCUCAGUUUGAACGUAGGAAGGAAAUAGUUUGUUUGUGUGACGGACCAACCAGCAGCUCAAUGCUGAACAGCAGCUAGGAAAUCAUUGGCUGCCAGGCUCUGUAAAUGUUUUUUUUCUUCUUUUGUUUGUUUCUUUUUGCACAAUCAUGCAACUCCUCCAUUAAGGACCAUAGUGCAAGUGAAGAAGUGAAUUGUGUCCGCUGUCAUGGAGUGUUGUCUGUAAAUACAUUUUAUGUUACUCUGCUGAGAGGGAUAGUAAGAUGUACAGUAUCCCAUAGAAGGACAUCUGAAAAAUGUAAUAAAUUAUGCAAAUACUGUGUGUUUGUCAUCGAG
This is a messenger RNA of Archocentrus centrarchus (flier cichlid), 2081 nucleotides long. RefSeq names its product synaptojanin 2 binding protein (gene synj2bp). Gene Ontology annotation, cellular component: cell junction; basolateral plasma membrane. Gene Ontology annotation, molecular function: protein kinase binding. NCBI's taxonomy places the organism in Eukaryota, Metazoa, Chordata, Actinopteri, Cichliformes, Cichlidae. Gene Ontology annotation, biological process: establishment or maintenance of epithelial cell apical/basal polarity; receptor localization to synapse; embryo development. Bases 110 to 535 code for a protein of 141 amino acids. The record is from RefSeq and is a predicted model, not a curated record. The transcript has 4 exons.